Messenger RNA from Candida dubliniensis CD36, 858 nucleotides. RefSeq lists its product as uncharacterized. The transcript has a single exon. Bases 1 to 858 code for a protein of 285 amino acids. Lineage: Eukaryota; Fungi; Ascomycota; Pichiomycetes; Serinales; Debaryomycetaceae. The record is from RefSeq and is a predicted model, not a curated record.
AUGCAACUAGUAAAUUACACUCAAUGGGAAAUCGUUUCAUACGUACAAGUAUUCUUGUUUGCGAUCUUGCUUCUUGCUUUCUUGGUAAUUACAACUAUUAAGAAGAAUGAAAGGAAAGGAUUACGUCAAAUUUUACCAUUCUUCAUCUUUUUCACCAUUUUCCUCAUGUUAAAAAUAGUUGGUGGUAUUCUUGGGUUAGUGUUUAUGCAUCAAAAAACUUUCAAUGUUAGUUUAUUUAUCCCCACAUAUAUUUUCGAUUCAAUUGGUUUAGGAUUCAUAGCUAGAAGUAUCACAUCUUUGGUCACCCAUAAUUUCAAGUACCAAGAUGAUUUGCCUGCAUUUUUUAGAUCAAAACACCAAAAGGUUAAAAAACACAAUCAUUCCCAUUCAUUCGAAAAAUCCGAUAAUGAUAGCGACAAUGACCAUGACGAUGAUAACGACGAAAUCAAUUAUUGGCCGUUUAGAGUAUUAACAAUGAUUUUAAUUGCUGCCAUAGUUGUGAAUAUUGUCGGUACCAACAUCAUUGUUAACUAUCAAGGAUCUUCAACCGGUAUUGCAUUAAUUAAAGCAGGGGCCAUUUUAUUCUUAAUUGAGAUUUUAUUAAUGAUUUUAUUUUUGGUAAUUAUUCGUUUGAGUGGUUCUCAAUUGAAUAUAGUCAUUUAUUUAUUGAUUGUUGGUUUGGCAAUUUUGAUUGUUAGAUGUGUUUUUUCAUUACUCAGUGGUUUCCAUUGGAGUACUUGGGAAAACCCAAGUCCAUAUAUUAUCUACUUUGGUAAGUAUGGGUAUUACACUUUUCUUGCAUUGUUACCUGAAGUGAUAACUGCUGGUAUUAUACUUGGUGCCUUUUUAUUUUGGUAG